Messenger RNA from Ictidomys tridecemlineatus (thirteen-lined ground squirrel), 2430 nucleotides. NCBI's taxonomy places the organism in Eukaryota, Metazoa, Chordata, Mammalia, Rodentia, Sciuridae. The record is from RefSeq and is a predicted model, not a curated record.
AUGACGGCAAGCGCCCGGAGGAGCAGGCUGGCGCUGUUGCUGCAGGUACUGUUGCCUUUCUUGCUGUCUUUGUUCUGCCGGGCUCUCCCAGACCAAAUCCACUACUCGAUUCCGGAAGAGCUGGAUAAGAACACAGUGGUUGGAAACCUCGCCAAGGAUCUGGGGCUCAGUGUCCAGGAUUUGCCAGCCCGGAAACUGCGGAUUAGCGCAGAAAAGGAAUAUUUCACUUUAAAUCCACUGAGUGGGGACUUAACCGUGCGUGACAGAAUAGACCGAGAGCAAAUUUGCGGGAAGCAGCCUCAGUGUAUUCUGGAUUUCGAUACUGUCGCUGAAAACCCAUUUAAUAUUUAUCACGUAGCAGUCAUUGUGCAGGAUAUAAAUGACAACACUCCAUUAUUCAAACAGAGUAAGAUUGACUUAAAAAUUGUAGAAUCCACCAAACCAGGUACAACAUUUCCAUUAGACCCAGCUCUGGACUGCGAUGCAGGUCCUAAUUCACUGCAAAGAUACCACCUUAAUGACAAUGAAUACUUUGAUCUCGCAGAAAAACAGGCUCCAGAUGGACGUAAAUAUCCUGAGUUGAUUUUGAAACAUUCUCUGGACAGAGAAGAGCACAAUUUUCAUCAGCUGGUUCUCACAGCUGUGGAUGGGGGAGACCCACCUCAAAGUGGUACCACCCAGAUCCGAAUUCAAGUCACCGAUGCCAAUGAUAAUCCUCCGGUAUUCAGCCAGGAUGUGUACAGGGUCACCCUGCGGGAGAAUGUCCCCCCAGGCUUCUCAGUGCUUCAAGUGAUGACCACUGACCAGGAUGAGGGUGUCAAUGCAGAGGUCACCUAUUCCUUUCAUAAUGUGGAUGAACAAGUGGAACAUUUUUUCAACUUAGACAAAAAAACAGGAGAAAUCACAACAAAGGAUAAUUUGGAUUUUGAAAUUGCUAACAGUUACACUCUGAAUAUAGAAGCAAAAGAUCCUGGAGAUCUAGCAUCCCAUUGCAGUAUCCAAGUUGAAAUUCUCGAUGAGAAUGAUUGUGCACCUGAAGUGAUUGUGACUUCAGUCUUUGCUCCCCUGCCAGAAGAUUCACCACCAGGAACAGUGAUUGCCUUGAUAAAAACGAGAGACAGAGACUCAGGAGACAAUGGAGAAGUUUACUGUGAAAUUCGGGGACAUUCAGAGUUUAUAUUGAAAUCUUCCUUGAAGAACUACUACAAGCUAAUGACAGACCGGGUUCUAGACCGGGAGGAGAUCCCAGAAUACAACAUCACCAUCACAGCCACCGACAGGGGCAAGCCACCCCUCUCUUCCACGAUAAAGAUCACCCUGCACAUCUCAGAUGUCAAUGAUAAUGCACCAGUUUUCCAGCAGAGCUCCUACGUGGCCCAUGUGGCUGAGAACAAUCCACCUGGAGCCUCCAUCGCUCAGGUCAGUGCCUACGACCCGGACUUGGGCCCCAAUGGCCAAGUCUCCUACUCCAUCGUGGCUAGCGACCUGGAGCCUCAGGUCCUGUCGUCCUAUGUGUCCGUGAGCGCACAUAGUGGGGUGGUGUUCGCGCAGCGAGCCUUCGACCACGAGCAGCUACGCGUCUUCCAGCUGACGCUGCAAGCGCGCGACCAUGGCUCACCAGCUCUCAGCGCCAACGUGAGCCUGCGCGUGUUGAUAGGAGACCGCAACGACAACGCGCCACGGGUGCUCUAUCCCGCUCUCGCUCCCGACGGCUCAGCGCUCUUCGACACUGUGCCGCGCGCCGCGGAACCCGGCUACCUGGUCACCAAGGUGGUGGCUGUGGACGCGGACUCGGGACACAAUGCCUGGCUAUCCUACCAUGUGCUGCAGGCCAGCGACCCCGGACUCUUCAGCCUGGGGCUGCGCACUGGAGAGGUGCGCACAGCGCGUGCCUUGGGCGACAGGGAUGCGACUCGCCAGCGCCUACUAGUUGCUGUGCGUGAUGGUGGACAGCCACCCCUUUCGGCCACCGCCACGCUGCACCUGAUCUUCGCAGAUAGCCUGCAAGAGGUCUUGCCAGACCUCAGCGAUGACCCUCUGCCCACCGACCCCCAGACUGAGCUGCAGUUUUACCUGGUGUUGGCCUUGGCCUUGAUUUCUGUGCUAUUCCUUCUGGCGGUGAUUCUAGCUAUUGCUCUGCGCCUGAGACACUCCUUCAGUUCUGCUGCCUGGGGUUGCUUUGAACCAGGUUUGAGCUUCCAGUCUGGGCCUGGGGUUCUCCCCAAUCACAGUGAAGGAACAUUGCCCUAUUCUUACAAUGUGUGUAUUGCCUCACAAUCAGCUAAAACAGAGUUUAAUUUUCUCAAUGUGACACCAGAAAUGGCUCCUCCUGAGGACCUACUCUGUGAAGAUGCCUCUUGGGUACCAUGUACAAAUCAUGACAACACUAAUGUUCCCUUUGCCUCGGAUACUACUUUAAAGAAUUUAUAG